AUGUUGCCCCCCAGUGAAGAAACUGUAGAGAAGCCGUUGCCAGAAGCAGAAGCUCAGCUGCCGACAGGUGAGACCUUCCAGGACUUCGCUUCGGAGGAUGAGUUCGAAGAGUGUGAAACCAUGUCCCACAGUUCUAGCCUAAGUGUGGACAGUGGGCCACCUUUGUUCGAUGAGGUGGAUGACCCGGUGAAGCAUAUUGAUCGUCAAAACCUUCGCAAGAUGAAACAAGCCUUUGUCCUAGCGGCACUGGCGAGACAUGGAUGCGAGGGCAACGUGGAUUUUCCCAUCGCUUUGAGGUCCGCAGGCCUCGAUGCCUCUGCAUCCAACUGGCCGGGAGGUCCUGCAUGGAAGGCCAAGGCCGGUGGCAACGCGCGGGACGUGUUUCAGCCGAACGUGGCCGCUGGACCCAAAGCACAGAUGCUCUGGAAGACCUUCUGCGAAAGCUUCGAAAAGCAAGAAUUCUUCAAAACAGCUGGGGCUGGCAUAGCCUUGCUGGGGAACAUGGAAUUAGUACUUCCAGCUGGUGAACUUGUAUUCGUGCAACCGUUUCAUGGCAGACUGGGCAAUCCCAUCGACUGUUUGGUUUAUGUAAAGCAUAUUGAGUUGGAUGAUUGCCCUUUCAUCCUAGCUUUACACUCUUACCUACCGCAGGAUUCCGAUGACCACAGCCUUGAAGACGAGUUCUACAAAUUAAGUUCACAUCUUGAUGUUGUCAUCUCUGAGUUGGCAUCCGAGUUCUUCUACUAUGCCCCAAUGCGGCGACAAAGGACUUUCGGAACGCGCAACUUCGGAGCGAGAUGUCGUGAGAUGAACAUUGGUCAGUUUUCCUCUGCAGCAGAUUUUCAAGGUUUCCAAUGGGCAGCCAGUUCCACGCAAUGGAGCUACGAGAAGGAAUUGACUGAGUUAGUCAGUAGUCACACUUUUUGGGUGACUCUACCACCAACCAGCGAGCGAGUAUCAGAUGCGGCUUCCAUUGCGCUUGGUUGCUCAUUGCCGCCCUUUGAAGAUUCCGCUGUUCCUGUAAGUUCUGAAGCGGUGCUGGAAACUAUUCAGGCGGUGCUUCCAGUUCUUCAAUCAGCAGGCACACCAUGGCGUGCGCGUGGGGCUCUUGGACGCCCUUACCGAAACAGUGACUCCUCCUGCUUCGUUUGUGGAACCACAGCAGGCUUUAGAGUCUUCAGCUUGGACACCUACAAGGACGACAGCAACGGGGAUGGCACGGCGAUCAGAGAGCGCCUACGUCGCGACCCGCACCCCCACCCACGGAGUUCUGUGAUGCGGGUAGCCAUGCUGAUGCGAAGCAGCAUCUUUGCAAUGGUGGACCAGACCUUUGAAACAUCAGGGGAGCCAGCACCUGGUUGCAUGAACAAGGUGCAAAUCUGGGAGGAGCGCAAGCAGAAGGUCGUGGCAGAGCUACGCUGCCGCAACGAGGUGAAAUCCGUGGCCUUGCACAAGGACAUCAUCGUGAUGGUCUGUGAGUACGUGAUCUACGUCUACACUUCUGGUGAUGUCAAGGUGAUCCUGCACCUGGACACCGGCUCCAACAAGUUGGGUCUUUGUGCUGUGGCCACCGGCAGUGACCCGUGGCUCCUUUGCUGUCCCGCCCAGAACAAGGGUGCCAUCCGAAUUCAAUGUGGACAAGAUGCGACAGCCACCCAUGUUUUUCAGGCGCAUCAGUCGGGCGUGGCAUGCUUGGAGCUCAGCGCCUCGGGGUCCCUGGUGGCAACCGCCUCUGAGACGGGCACGGUGAUGAAGGUCUUCCGCACGAAAGAUGGAGAGGCCUUGUACAGGCUGCGCCGCAGCACUCGGCCCGCCGUCAUCUCCAGCUUGGCCUUCGGGGGGCCCGACGACUGCUAUUUGGCCGUAGCGUCCUCGUCCGUGACGGUUCACAUCUUCAAGUUGGACAAUGCCAUGGUUGCCGACGUGGAGGAGAAGGAGAACGCUUCGCCAGCCUUGGAGCCGCAACCGGAUCCCAAAUGGACAGGCCCUUUGUCUGCCAUGCAGACCCUGCAGUCAAAGGCCGCCGACGCGCUCCGGGGCUUAACUCCGCAACUCUUAGCCGAUCUGCGGAGCUUUGGGCAGUUCCACCUGCCUGAUAUGGAUGGGGGACAACCAGCAGUGGAUACUCGAAGUAAGCAAUCCAACAUAGCUGGACCCAUUUUGGCAUUUCAUAAGACCCGGACCGAGCCAAAAAUCUACAUCUUGCACUACAAUGGCUUCCUCUACGAAAUCAGCUUCGAGCCCAACUUCGAUCCCAAGGCCACGCAGGAGUGCAGCUUCCUCUCAGCCACCACGUGGUUUGCCACGCGUCCGGAUUUUCAGGUGCCCAAACCCAUCACAGAGUUCAACACAGAGCCGGGGGGUGAGGGCGGUGAGGGUGCAGCUGCCUUGCGGGUGCUCAAGGGCUUUGACCAGGAGGCCCACUUGAAGGCCUUGGCCCAUCUGGUCGUGAAACACAAAAGUGCCAGCUGCAGCCACUGUGCGACCUCUGGGGUCGGAGCAAUGGAUGAGCCCACGGGGGUUGCCCGUUCUGCUCCCCAUAAGUUGCGGCACGGACCACUGAGUUACGAGAUCUUCCGAAGGGUGGACUCCCUUCAGUUGCAUGCGCCCUUUGACCAGAAGGAAAGGGAUUUGGCAGAGAAGAGGUCCAAAUGCCAUGACACCGGGCGGAAAGAAGAGAAGUUGGCCACUCGAUUGCGGCAAUUUCUCAACGUGCUGGUGGGUGUUAGUGUGGGCUUUGCAGCAGUUGCGGUGCGCUUUGGGUGUCAGAUGCUUGGAAACUGGCGGCAAAAGGUCCUUUUGAAUCUGCUAGCUGGAAGAGAUAGCUGGAACCUGCAGUUUGGGGAGGUCUUGCUCAUCGCCAUGUCCAUGACCGGGGGCUUCGCGAUGUUGGCCACGGUGGCCGUGGUGAUGGUGCCGGCCAGCACGGGCUCGGGAAUUCCAGGCGUUUUGGCUUUUCUGAAUGGCUGCGAUUUGCGCGCUGCGUUGCGUGGGCAAGUGCUGUUGGCAAAGAUGUUUGGCACCAUUCUGGCGGUGGGGGGCGGUUUGGCCCUCGGCCCUGAAGGUCCCAUGGUGCACAUUGGUGCCAUCGUGGGCAUGGUGAUGUGCCGCCGCUGCCUGGCGCCGUGCCUCAAACGCCUGGGGCCCUUCAGCCGCACCGUCGAGGAGGAGCUGAGCCGCCAGCCGCUGCGCUACCACGUGCAGGCCGCCGUGAUGGGCGCCGGCGCCGGCAUCGCGGCGGCCUUCAACGCGCCCUUGGCCGGGACCGUCUUUGUGGUGGAGGAGGCGGCGUCCUUUUUUUCGAAGAAGUUAUUGCUGCAUUCCUUCAUCAGCUGCGCCUUUGCAGUGCUGACCUGCAAUGUCUUGUCGGACUAUGUCUUUGACCUCCCAAAGGAGACCAUCUAUUCCCCCACCGCAGCUUGUUUAGGGAUGGCCUCUUGGAUGGAUAGCCCUUGGAUGGCCAUCCAUGUGGCAAUUUUGGGAGCCCUGUGUGGCUUGUUGGCCAUUUUUUUCAAUCGCCUGGUGGUGGGCAUUGGGAUCUACUUCGCGCAGGAGGCUCAGCGUUUGGGAAGGGGCCGCAAGCUCUUUAUGAGGAGAUUUGCCUUUUCGCUGCUCAUCGGCUGCUGCUGCGGUGCCUUUGCCGUGUUGCUCCCUCAGUCGCAGCCGUGCCUUCCCUCGAGCCUCCAGAAUGCCUUCCACGGAAGCAGCGGCUGCAUCUUGGAAUCAUGGCUGCAGCAGCUGGUCUCAGGCUCUCGCUAUGUGGAAGCGGGCAAGGUCUCGCAAGAAUUCCGAGGCGACAAAGAUGCACUGGUCAUGAGCUACGAGCCCAGGGCCGGUCUCUUUGCUGCUCAGUAUAACCCCACAUACUGCCUUGCAGCAAUAGAGAUGCAGAAAGAUUGCCGAGUGCCAGGGAUCGAAAAGUACAUUGACAACAGCUCCAGCUUGAAACCCACGGACUUUUGCUGCCGCUUUCAGGACUUGGCAUCUCUGGAGCGAGGUGAAUUCUUCAACGUCAGUGAUCAACCCAAAUCCCCCAUGUCCAUGGGAGAGAAUUGGCCCCGGGGACCUUGCAGCGGACUCACUUGGGAUGACAAAGACAAAGUGACACUGGAUCACUACAGCCCCGGAGCCGCCAUCACCUUGGUUCCCCCCACCGCAGUUGUGCGCAAUCUGCUUGUGCGCGGUGCUCCCUUGGUAUUGCCCAUGUCCACAGUGGCCGCUUUCCUGCUGGGAUAUUUCCUGCUGGCAGCCUGCUGUUCAACAGCCUGGAUCCCUGGUGGCCUGUUGGUACCUAUGAUGUGCAUCGGUGCCGCGGCGGGACGUUUGUAUGGCAUGCUGUGGCACAGCAUCCUAGGCCCAGCACCUCCCUUCAAGGCCAUGCCCUGGGUACCUGAGCUGCAACCCUUGCUGCAGGCCCUCUACCCCACACCAUCGCCGCUACCCAUGGAACCUGGCAUCUUGGCAUUUGCCGGUUGCGCCGCCUUUCUCAGUGGGAGUGGUUCACUGGUGAUGUUUGUGCUGGUGCUGUUGUUGGAAGUGGCACUGGAGCCUUUCCUGAUCCCAGUGAUCUUGAUCUCAAUCCUCUCAGCCCGCAGUGUCACCUCCCUGAUGAAGGCCCAUGGCCUCUACCAUGAGCUCAUAAAUGUGCAGAGCCUGCCUUUCCUGGCGGAGACACCGCAUUGGCGUCAGUCGCACUAUGUGGUGGAAGACUUGCUCCGUCAGGACGCCAAGACCCAACGGGAGAUGUUCAGACAGAACUCCGACCUGGAAGCCAGCCAGUUCGAUCGCGAGUUCCCAGAACUCAUCACCUUGUCGAGGAGAGCCACCGAGGCUGACAUUGUGGAGGCCCUUGAGAGGAGAUUGCCAGGUGAGGACCGCACAGUGUCAGUUCAUGGCUUUCCAGUGGUGGAACCUCCAUCCACCGAGGGGGCAGGGGGUCAGCUUUGUGGACUGGUGACUAGGGAGGCACUUCUGGGCUUGUUGGUUCGCAGUCGUUCCAGGUCAGUGGAUGUGACCACUAGUGCCAGUGUGGCAGCUAUCCGAAGUGAGCGGAGUUUCAGCAGGGAACCCUUUGCCCUUCCAGCACCUGGACUGGAAGAUGUCAUGGAUUCGGCCCCUUUUGUGGUACAAGGAUCAACUCCAGUGGUUCACGCUCACAUGCUGUUUGCCCGCUGUGGUCUUCGACAUGUGGUAGUGGUUGACAGCAGCCACCGACCCAUUGGGGUUUUGACUCGCAAGAGUUUGAUGCCUUGGCGCACCCCUUGGGAAUAUGAAGACAACAUGCACCACGACACCUUCCUGGAGCAACGUGCGGCCCAUUCCCCCACCGCCUCUAGGGGCAACUCACCUCCCAACACCCCACCGCUGUCGCGGCAGGGCUCCUAUCGCCAGGGUGGGGAUCGCAGCUCGUUCCGCCUCGCUGAGCGGCGGCCGGAGAGCGGCCCAACAGGGGAGGGGUUGCUGAGCCCCUUGGCAGAGUCCCUACGCCUUACGACGAUGACGGCAGAGGAGGCGUCACAUGAUGGAGAGAUUGGGGAGGGGGAGGGGCAUUUGGUCCUGGAAGGUGCGGAUGGACCUGGUGAAGCAAGUCGCACCACUUCGGAACGGUGAGCUGGUGAGCAGUUUGACAUGCAGCGCUUGGCAUUGUUUUGCAGCGUGGCAUCACUUCCAAUCUAUUUAUGUCAUGCCAACAUGCCAACUCCAGAUUUAUAAACUGUGGUUGAUUCAUCA
Cladocopium goreaui is the source of this 5730-nucleotide messenger RNA. The record is from the annotation of a GenBank genome assembly. NCBI's taxonomy places the organism in Eukaryota, Dinophyceae, Suessiales, Symbiodiniaceae.